Molecule: messenger RNA, 1328 nt
Organism: Podospora pseudopauciseta
Lineage: Eukaryota; Fungi; Ascomycota; Sordariomycetes; Sordariales; Podosporaceae
Exons: 4
Coding region: 638-1120 (160 amino acids)
Source: RefSeq, a predicted model, not a curated record
GUAAGACGAAGAAACAGACUCCAGAAUGGGUAUCCAGUUCGAUGCCACCUUUGACAACCGAAACCUGGAAGCGUUGAGCAAAAGGCACUGCCACCACCUUGAGCUCAUCUGCAUAUUCGUGCGAGAUGGCCCAAGAUUGGACUGGAUCAGAGUUCGCAAUUGCCAUGCUGUAUCCAAAGUGUUCUAAUUCUGGCUCAGAAGCAGUGUCACCUGUCACCCCGCACUAUUGUGUUACUCUGGAUCGGAAUCAGGGCUUGGUAACAUGGAAUAUUGGUAUCACUUGACGCCCUGCUCACACCUGAGAGUCAACGACCGCCAUGGGUAGCCUUCGAUGGCUUGGAAGUAUGGGCCGCUACAGCUCGUAUUCUACAAGGUUACCAAGAACGCCAAUAUCACUUACACAAUAGAAACAUGACUGGAAUAUCUGAGCACUUGUCAGUAGACUUGAGCAUGGAAACACGAAAAUGAAAACAUCAAACUAUUGAGUUGGCAUCUGUUCACGAAGUCAACGCAUCGCCAUGAGAAGAUCGCCAGGCCGGCUAUAAAAGCCCCAGCACCCACUUAUCCUCUCAUCCCAUCAUCACCUCCCACCAUCUCAGAUCCCAUUCUCUCAAAUUUCAACAAUCCAACCACCAAAAUGCUCCUCACCAACCUCAUCACCCCCCUUGCCUUCCUGGCAGCCACCGUCUCAGCCAUCGGCUCAGCUCGGGUAAACAACAAGUGCACCUCCAACGUUUACGUUUGGCCCGUCGGAACCAACAUCACCGGCCCCUACGGCCUUUCCGGCACAGUAGGCUACUACGCCGAGUCCUUCCACGUAGACCCCAACACAGGCGGCCGCGCCCUCAAGAUCUCCUCCCACCCCGACGGCCUCUACACCCCCGGCACACCCCAAACCAUCUUUGCCUACAAUCUCGACGUGGGCGCCAACCAAGUCUGGUUUGAUCUGAGCAACGUCUUUGGCAACAACCCCGCCUUUGUGGGCAAGAAGAUCACCGUCAAGAGCGCUGACCCGGCUUGCACGCAGGAGAUUGUUUGGCCUGCUGGUGUGCCGCCCGCGGGCAGCCAGGUCAGGGUUUGCAGCGCCAGCAGCAAUGUUGUGUUGACUCUUUGCGCCUGAGGCUGGGAUGCAGUCGGAGGAAUGUUUAAAGCUGUGGGAUUUCUGAGGUGUCGAGAAUGUCUGUUUCCUUUACAGGCUGGGAACUUGUGAUUAGCCAAGACUGUUUCAAAAGAUGGCUGUACGCUUGAUCUGAAUCAACCAUCAAAAUCGUCACAUUCUUAAUCUAGUCGUACGAGUCUAUCAUAUACCGGGUUCAGUACACCGUCAC